UUUUUCAGCUCAUACACUUUUUUAUUUAAAUUCAAAAAAUCAUUGUUAGAAGACUUCUUUUUUUAUCAAUUUUUGGCUGUAUUUUUGACUUUCCUUUCAAAAAUUUCAUUUAAUCUCCUGUUAUGUCCUAGGACGCGGUCGUACCUAGCGAAUAAUAGAAUAACACAGGAAUCGAAUAACUUGUUUAUAAACACAUGAAUACGAACGUGGCAAUAGUCAAGAAUGACUUAGAACAGGCGGCGACGGUCAGCCCAGGUGCCGACCAAGACUGAUCUCUACUAAAUGUUUUAUACUAUACCCACACAUGCCUAACAUCUCCUAUUAAAUUAUUGCUUCAUCCAAUUAUUUUUUUUCUGUUAUUUAAAUUUUUAUCCAAAAUCUUUUAUUUUUUAGAAAAUAUAUUUAAAAAAUGGCCACAACAGUCACUACUAGAACAGUCACAACAAGGACAGUCGCAGGGACUGGUCCAAGAAUUCGAAUGAUUCCUAUUUGGAGUAUUAAAUUAAUUUCUGCGAUUAUUGGACUCGUAGUUCUCGUUUUAAUUUUUAUCUUGCGAAAUUCAAUUUGGCAGUGGUACGUAAAUACAUUUAUCGUGCUCGUCCUGACUUGUGGAUUUUUGCUAGGAUGGGCACUUCCACCCGUUCUCAAUCGAUUUUUGACUUUCUAUCGAUCGGAUAUGAUUACACAUUCAAUAAUUGCUGGACUUUCUGUUUUGUCUUUAAUUCUUUGUGUUCUGUUUUUGUUCAGCAAUGAACGUUAUUCACGUACUGAAGACUAUAAAAUUAUGGUUGGAAUUACUAUAUGUGAGGAGUUUUUUUAA
This is a messenger RNA of Meloidogyne enterolobii, 820 nucleotides long. Lineage: Eukaryota; Metazoa; Nematoda; Chromadorea; Rhabditida; Meloidogynidae. The record is from the annotation of a GenBank genome assembly.